Mustela lutreola (European mink) is the source of this 1324-nucleotide messenger RNA. Its product is annotated as T-cell surface glycoprotein CD1a-like. Gene Ontology annotation, cellular component: external side of plasma membrane. The coding region runs from base 147 to 1190 and encodes 347 amino acids. Gene Ontology annotation, molecular function: endogenous lipid antigen binding; exogenous lipid antigen binding; lipopeptide binding. Lineage: Eukaryota; Metazoa; Chordata; Mammalia; Carnivora; Mustelidae. The record is from RefSeq and is a predicted model, not a curated record. Gene Ontology annotation, biological process: positive regulation of T cell mediated cytotoxicity; antigen processing and presentation, endogenous lipid antigen via MHC class Ib; antigen processing and presentation, exogenous lipid antigen via MHC class Ib. The transcript is spliced from 5 exons.
AGCACAUUAACAUUGUCGCAGAGACUAAAGGAAGGCUUGUGUGUGGAGAAGGAAGUCAGAAGAGAGGGCUGUGUGUGCGGUAGGUUUGUUAGAACAACCGUCAAAGACCAACUUUGUAAGAGACAGAAAGAACAUCUGCAAAUACAAUGCUGUUCCUGCAACUUGUGCUGCUGGUGGUUUUCCUCCCAGAUGGUGACAGUGAAGAUGCUGUGCAGGAGCCAAUUUCCUUCCAAAUUACCCUGACUGUAUCCUUUUAUAACCGUUCCUGGACACAAAGUCUGGGUUCAGCUUGGCUGGAUGAAAUACAGACUCAUGGCUGGGACAACAAGACUGGUGCUUUCAUUUUCUUGUGGCCUUGGUCCAAAGGCAACUGGAGCAAUGUGGAGCUGAUAAAAUUGGAAAAGUUACUCUAUGCAUACUUCAUUGGACUUCGUCAGGUGUUUCAAGACCAUGUCAGACACUGGCAUCUUGAAUAUCCAUUUCAGAUACAGCUGGCAGAAGGCUGUGAACUACACUUUGGGGAAGCAUCAGUAGGAUUUGUGAAGUUUGCUUAUCAAGGGGCAGAUCUCACAAGCUUCCAGAACACGACAUGGUGGCCAUCUCCAAAGGGAGGAAGUAGGGCUCAAGAGGUCUGCAAACGAUUCAAUCAGUACCAUGUGCUCAAUGAGGAAAUACACACAUUCUUCAGUGACACCUGCCCCAAGUUCCUGUUGGGUCUUCUUGAUGCAGGAAAGGCAGAUCUCCAGCGGCAAGUGAGACCAGAAGCCUGGCUGUCCACUGGCCCCAGUCCUGGUCCUGGUCGUCUCUUGCUGAUAUGCCAUGUCUCUGGGUUCUACCCAAAGCCUGUGUUGGUGAUGUGGAUGCAUGGUGAGCAGGAGCAACAGGGCACCCACCAAGGUGAAGUCCUGCCUCAUGCUGAUGGGACAUGGUAUCUUCAGGUGUCCUUGGAUGUGAAAACCAGGGAGGCAGCAGGCCUGUUGUGCCGGGUGAGGCACAGCAGUCUAAGAGGCCAGGACAUGGUCCUCUACUGGGGUGUCUCCCUACCUGUCAGGCUGUCCUCAGCCCUCCUGCUCCCAGUGUCCUUCCCCUGUGCAGUCCACACCUCCAACUUGCUGCAGAAUGACUCUUCCCCUGUUCCUCCCAGGAAAACACAAUGGAGACAUCAGUGCACUGGCUUCUCUUUGGAGUGAGAUCCUGACAGCCUCAGCUCCAGUACUUACCUAAACUCAACUUGGUGGUGAUGUGCUUGCAACUCUGUGUGCAACUUUGUCUUUCAUUUUUGCUUGAUGACCAGUUGUCAAUAUACGCUUAGUGUGAUAUACCA